Molecule: messenger RNA, 4512 nt
Organism: Oenanthe melanoleuca
Lineage: Eukaryota; Metazoa; Chordata; Aves; Passeriformes; Muscicapidae
Gene: KANK3
Product: KN motif and ankyrin repeat domains 3
Exons: 11
Coding region: 323-3247 (974 amino acids)
Biological process (GO): negative regulation of actin filament polymerization
Cellular component (GO): cytoplasm; cytoskeleton
Molecular function (GO): protein binding
Source: RefSeq, a predicted model, not a curated record
CUUCUCCAAGCAGUCAGUGAAUCGGCAAGAGCAGUGCUAUUCCAAACCUGCUUUGGAGACCAACUGAGGGCGUGAAAUCACCGAGUUCAUUACCACAGGAUGCUAGGGAGGCCAAGUAUGCAAAUGGACUGGCGAGGGACAAGGUCUGUCAGUGGAGGUAGAUUCAUUACAGCUAUUAAGGUGCUUCCGUCCGGAUGCAAACCCUUUCCCAGGAAGUCCCCAAACUGCCUGCCAGCAGCUGGGAGGGACGUCGGGAAGCACAUCUUGUUUCUCCUGCUCUUCCCGUUGAUGGUGCUCUGGUCAGCAGCAUUCCGGGAAGAAUAUGGCUCAGCCAGCACCCCUGAACCAGAACCUCCCAGAUCUUGGGGGUCCAUUCUUGUACCGGGACCAGGAUGACGGAGAGAAGAGCUCGUACUCAGUGGAAACCCCUUAUGGCUUCCUGCUGGACCUUGAUUUCCUGAAAUACGUUGAUGAUAUUGAAAGUGGCCAAACACUCAAGAAAGUGCCACUGCCUCGCAGGGGGAAAGGGUCCCGUCCACCGCCCAGCACCCUGCGCAGCCCCAGCAGCCACACCAGCGCCUGGACCUCCACCGAGUCCCUGACCUCCACGGCCAGCGAGGAGGGCAGGACUGCGCUGCUGCUGUCCCCGCACGGCCGAGCGCCCCCGGAGCCUGCGAGCAAGCCAACCUCCCAGCCUGUCCCACUGCUGCCAGUGCGGCUGCUCCCACCUCCCAGCCGCAGGUGCCUGCUGCCAAACCCACGGGUGGAGAAGACCUUGCUGGAGACGAGCAGGAGGCUGGAGCAGGAGCAGGGCCGUUUGCAGGAUACUGGUGGUCCCUCCCACAGUGCCCUGCCAGGUGCCCCGGGCCAGCCACCCUACUGGGUGCCGGUGGGCACUGAGGGCCAGGCAGGCUGGGGCCGGGCGAGCCCUGGCAGCUCAGGGCGCAGCACUCCGGCUGCGGGGCUGGGCACGGCCCCGCUGCAGCACGUGCGCGAGCAGAUGGCUGCAGCCCUGCGGCAGCUCCGGGACCUGGAGGAGCAGGUGAAAACCAUCCCACUCCUGGAGAUGCAGAUCUGCGAGUUGAAGAGGGAGAAGGCAAAGUUGCUAGAGAAGCUGUCAGCAGAGCCUGGCGAGGCAGUGUAUCACCCCCCUGGCUCUGAGACAGGGGCACGGGGUGAGGAAGUGCCCCAUGCAGGGCCAGAGAGUGAAGCAGAGCCAAUGAAGGGGCGAACGAGCAAAAUUGCAGAGCUGAGGAAGCUGACAGAGAAGCUGGCUGUGCCGGAGCGGAGCAGCAGGGCUUGGCCAGGCAAGAGCCCCAGGGUGGCGGAGAGGCCAUGCCGCUCUGUGGCAGUGGGUGAGGACCGGGCCAUGACAGAUGCCGUCUUCUACUACCGGUCACAGCAGGAGAGUGGGGAUGUGCCAGACGGCACGCAGGGACGCAGGGAUGUGGCUGUCUGGGUGCUGGAGUCCUCGCUGGGGUUGGCCACGGAGGCGGAGCAGGAGCUGGAGCUGCUGCAGCAGACGGUGGGGCACCAGAAAGAGGUGAUCACCGUGAUGGAGGGGCACCUGCAGGAGGCCACGCGGGAGCUGGAGGAGCUGCGGCUGGAGGUGUGCGCCCGCCGGCCCUGCGGGCAGCUGGACAAGGAGGUGAUGGCCAAGCCGCAGGUGGCCGAGGCGCAGGUGGAGGCUGUGGUAGUGACACGGAGCCAGGCAGCUGGUGACCCCCCAAAGAUGGUGGAAGCAGGUGUGGAGUGCUGCCCCCCGACCUCCUGCAUUGCCGUGGGCUGCCGCCCCCAUGGGCAGGACGUGGCAGUGGGGCCUGAUUCAGCUGCCAGCUGCGAUGACAAGGGCAGCCAGACAGAUGUGGGCAGUGUUGUCCUGGCAGGAGAGGAGAAGGAGUCUGGUGCAGGCAAGGUGACGGAGCCUGGCCUGGGUGAAUGCCUGAGCAGCCCCGCAGCAGCGGGUGCAGGAGCUCCGGGGGAAAUGUGCCCAGACAGCCAAGGCCCUGGGCCAGCUGUGCAGGAGAUGGCACACAGCAACCAGGAGCCAUCCCCAGCACGGGACAGUGGAGCUGCCCCAAGCCCUGCAGCCGGAGCUCUGAAGUCCAUAAUGAAGAAGCGGGAUGGUCCUCCCCGGGCCAAGGCAGAGGGCAGCAAGAAGAGCCUGCAGUUCGUGGGCGUGCUGAAUGGGGAGUAUGAGAGCACAUCCAGUGAGGAGGAGGAAGAAGGCAAUAGCUCCUCUGAGAAGGCUUCAGCUGACAGUUCCAACAGUUCAGAGCAGGGAGACACUGAAACAUCAGAGGAGGAGGCUGGGGAAGGCACAUGUGAGCCCAGACUGGAGUGCCAGGGGACUGACAUGACCCUGCUGGAGCCCCCCGAGGUGAAGGAAAAGUUCGAGCUGAGCCCCAGGAUGAGGGAGGCCUGCCUCAUUGUCAAGACCCACCUGGGCCACCCUGGUGCUGCCAAGAGCAAAGAGGUGCUCGCCAGCAGCAGCCUGGUCCUGCAGGAGUGGUUCCGUCUGUCCAGCCAGAAGUCGUCCGUCCCUGACACAGUUGCCAACCACCUGCUGGCCUUUGCUGAGGUCUCACCAGCUUUCCUGGCCCAUGUGGUGAACCUGGCAGAUGGGAAUGGCAACACAGCCCUGCACUACAGUGUCUCCCACUCCAACUUCCACAUCGUGUGGCUACUGCUGGAUACAGGGAUCUGUAACGUGGACCACCAGAACAAAGCUGGGUACACUGCUCUCAUGCUGGCAGCACUGGCAGCCGUUGAGCAGGAGGAGGACAUGAAUGUGGUCAGGAGGCUCUUCAGCAUGGGCAACGUCAAUGCCAAGGCCAGCCAGGCUGGCCAGACAGCGCUGAUGUUGGCUGUCAGCCACGGCCGGCAGGAGAUGGUGGAAGCUCUGCUUGCCUGCGGGGCCGAUGUGAACCUGCAGGACGAGGAGGGCUCCACGGCGCUGAUGUGCGCCUGCGAGCACGGCCGCCUGGAGACUGUGAAGCUGCUGCUGGCUCAGCCCACCUGUGACAUCUCCAUUGUGGACAGUGACGGUAACAGCGCUGUUGCCAUCGCACUGGAGGCUGGUCACAGUGACAUCGCUGCGCUCCUCUAUGCUCACCUCAAUUUCACCAAGGCGCAGACACCCCAGGGGACUUCACCGACAGCCACAAAGAGCCCCAGGAGUCCAAAGAAGCAAAAUCAGAGUGACCUUGGGAUCCAGCCAGGGGCCACUAUCAGCACUGGGCUGUGAUUCACAUCCCCUCACCUGCCACCCCUCUGUGCCAAACCGCUCUCUGCAGCUUUAGUCCUGUCACAAGCACCGUCCCAGGGCCUCCCUUGCCCAUCUCCUCCACUGAUGCAGCCCACACAUGGCCACCUCACCACCAAGUGACUGGAGCCAAGUGACCUUGUGGUGGGACCCCAUCCCCUCUGCUCCCUGUCACAAGCACCAGAGCUGCGCCACGUUCAAACCCUCAGCAAGGAGGAACAGCAGAGAACCAGCCCAGCAGAAACAGCACCUGGUUUGUGCUCUCUGGCAGCUCUGGGAAGGCAGCAGUGCCAGUGACAUGGAGCUAGGAGGGCAAGGGACAGCUCCUGGCCCCAGCAGGGACAUGGUGCUCUGCUGGCACAUCCCAUACAGCAAUGGGAGAGGGAAUGCUGCCUUGGACAGGGGCUGGGAGCACUUCCAGACUCAAAUACUUGCCCUUCUUUUCUGGCAUUUCCUUUCCUGGCUGAAAUCUGAUUUUUUUUUUUCUCUUUUCAAUCAAAAAAAAAAACUAUAUUGCUUGGCCAAAGGAUGAAGUUCAACAUGAAAUCACUUGGGAUUUGAUUUGCUCAAUGGGAGCAAAUCCUCUUGGGGUUGCAGCAAAGUAAAAAAAGGGGCUGAGAGCCAAGGAUACAUUUGGGACUAAGCCUGCCUGAUAACCCACAAGGGGAGCAGGUCCUUCUCCCAAGAAGAGAGACCAAUCACCUCCUAAACAUUUCCCCAAUUAACCAGUCCCAGACUGUGCAGACAGCAAGAGUGCACAGCCAAGUCCCUCUCUGCCCACUUCCCAUCCCAAAAGGGAGGAGAGCAGCUGAGGACAGCACCAGGAAAAACACAUGGGCCAGAAGAGCUCAGAGCACACAGGUGGAGCCUGCAAAAGGGAACAUGUAUGUUAGAGAACGUGUCUGUGCAAGUGUGUGAGCACCGUGUGGGGUGGGAACAGGGUAAGGACAAGGACCAGAAGGAUAAAGGGUUUUGCAUGGGAAGGCAGCUCUGCUCUGAACCCUUCACAAAGGUAAUGUGUUGUGCCCCCCAUUCCUACCCACCACUCCUGUCCCUGCCUGACUUGCUCUGAGCUGGGGAACCCCCACAACCCUCCCAAGAAACUUGCUCUCAGCUUUGCACUGGAGUUAAUAUACAGCGCUCACUGCCACUCCCUAAUACACUGUUCUGUUUACUGGUAUUUUAAUACUGAUGUUUAUUUUUAAGAUAUAAAUAAAAUUUAAAGUUAUUUUGAAAUAUUACAGUGA